This is a messenger RNA of Dufourea novaeangliae, 799 nucleotides long. Its product is annotated as GILT-like protein C02D5.2. Gene Ontology annotation, molecular function: oxidoreductase activity, acting on a sulfur group of donors, disulfide as acceptor. NCBI's taxonomy places the organism in Eukaryota, Metazoa, Arthropoda, Insecta, Hymenoptera, Halictidae. The transcript is spliced from 4 exons. The record is from RefSeq and is a predicted model, not a curated record. The coding region runs from base 25 to 741 and encodes 238 amino acids.
UAGUCAUUUUUAUAAUUACCGAUAAUGGGAUUAGGUUUUCGAAUGAAGAUACCAUUGAUUAUUAUAUCCGUUUUCCUUCUCUGGCAGUCAUCAAAAGUUUGGCUGAGUUUCACGCAGAAGAAAUCUGACAUAGAAGCACAGCUUCAGAACAACCAACUGGUAACAUCAAGCCAAAAAGAUGAGUGGAUUCAACAGAAGGUUCAUAUAGCGGUGUAUUACGAGGCAUUAUGUCCAGAUUCACGUAAUUUCUUCAUUAAACAGUUGUUGCCAACAUAUCACAAGAUUCCAGACAAUGUACAAAUGGAAUUAAUACCUUACGGAAAAGCUACAACAGUGAAAAUAGAUCAUGGUUACAAAUUCACGUGCCAGCAUGGACCUAUUGAGUGUAAUGCAAAUAUUAUUCAUGCAUGUUCUAUAGAUAUUCUAAAGAAUUCAUCCAUUCAAUUAGAGUAUUUAUCUUGUAUGAUUAAACAUAAUAUAGAACCAGUGAAUAUCAUGAAAAUUUGUGCGCAGAAGAUGAAUGUAGAUUAUAAUCCAAUUUUGGAAUGUUUCACUGGGCAAUUAGGCCAAGAACUUCUAGCUAAAUAUGGAGAACAAACAAAUUCUUUAACACCAAAAGUUUCGUUUAUACCAACUGUGAUACUGGAUGGGAAUUCAGAGAACCAAGCAAGGAUACUAAAAAAUUUGCUGCAGGAAGUGUGCCGACAUCUUAAAGUCAUGCCAGAGGGUUGUAAAUUGUAAAACUUUGUUGAAUAUUCGUAAAACAUAUCUCUUUAAUAGAUAUGCAUGAAAUACAAUA